CAGUGGAAGUCCUGAGUUUUACAAAUCACUUCACUGGUCGCUGAUGUUGAUAGAGCUUGUUGUCCGUGGGUGUGUAUAGGGUUAACAAUGGCUCUUCUUAUGGAGCACCAAUUUAAACAGCUUCCAGCCGACAGACAAGUGGAAACGAGGUCAUUCUUGGAAUCUGUGUCAUACCUUCCGCAAUUCUUUGACUGCCUUGGCUCUACUGUUUUUGCUCCUGUUAAAGCCGACAUUACAGGGAACAUCACAAAAAUCAAGGCAGUUUAUGACAGCAACCCUAGCAGGUUCAAGACCCUCCAUCAGAUCCUGGAGACAGAGAAGGAGAUGUAUGGAGCAAACUGGCCCAAAGUUGGAGCCACCCUGGCACUAAUGUGGCUAAAGAGGGCUCUUCGGUUCAUCCAGGUUAUGCUCCAGAGUCUGGUGGAUGGGGAGAAGGAUGUAAAUAACCCAAACCUGAUCCUGGUAAAUUGCACUAAAGCUUACGAGAUGGCCCUGAAGAAGUACCAUGGUUGGCUAGUGCAGAAGCUCUUUAAGGCAACCGUGUUCGCAGCUCCUUACAAGGCCGAGUUCCUGAAGUCGCUGUCCAAGGGUCGGGAGGUCAAGGAGGAGGACUGCCUGAACAAAAUCCGACAGUUUCUAGUCAACUUCACUGCCACAGUUGAUGCCAUCUAUGAGAUGUACACCAAGAUGAAUGCUGAGUUUGAUAACCCUGCGUGACCACGGCACUCCCCAUGCUGUCAGUGCUUUGCCCCCCCUUCCAGUGG
This is a messenger RNA of Esox lucius (northern pike), 764 nucleotides long. RefSeq names its product glycolipid transfer protein a (gene gltpa). The record is from RefSeq and is a predicted model, not a curated record. Gene Ontology annotation, biological process: ceramide transport; intermembrane lipid transfer. The coding region runs from base 88 to 717 and encodes 209 amino acids. Gene Ontology annotation, molecular function: ceramide 1-phosphate binding; ceramide 1-phosphate transfer activity. The transcript is spliced from 5 exons. Gene Ontology annotation, cellular component: membrane; cytosol; cytoplasm. NCBI's taxonomy places the organism in Eukaryota, Metazoa, Chordata, Actinopteri, Esociformes, Esocidae.